This is a messenger RNA of Gigantopelta aegis, 4118 nucleotides long. Its product is annotated as GPI inositol-deacylase-like. Gene Ontology annotation, biological process: endoplasmic reticulum to Golgi vesicle-mediated transport; GPI anchor metabolic process. The transcript has 27 exons. Gene Ontology annotation, molecular function: phosphatidylinositol deacylase activity. The record is from RefSeq and is a predicted model, not a curated record. Lineage: Eukaryota; Metazoa; Mollusca; Gastropoda; Neomphalida; Peltospiridae. The coding region runs from base 187 to 2931 and encodes 914 amino acids. Gene Ontology annotation, cellular component: endoplasmic reticulum.
CAAUAAGCAUGAAUGUUAGGGCAAACACGCUUGUAAGCAAGAACUAGAAGAAGUAACAUUUAAAUUUUUACUAAACUGGUUACAGUUACAGAACAGUCACAUGUGCAAGACUGCCAAGAGAAUUCCAAAAGUUGAGGCAUUUCAUCUGCAUGACAUCAGACAGUCAUUUGUGCUGUGGAAUUGAAGAUGAAUGUUAAAACUAAAUUCCUCCUGUCGCUUAUUGGGGUUGGAUUGCUGACUUCUGGAAUUAUUGACUAUUUAACAAAUUUUGAAGAAAAUGGAUGUGAAAUGACAUGGAUGUAUCAGUGGCCAGAAUAUUUGGAUGUUAAUCUUGGAAAAGAAAUCAAAGCUGAGUUUCCGAAAUAUGAAUUGUACAUCUAUGGAGAAGGGAAUUAUGCAAGACAAAUAAGCAAACUGAAACUUGAGGGUAUCCCUGUUCUGUUCAUUCCUGGGAAUGCUGGAAGUUAUAAACAAGUGAGAUCAUUGGCAUCUGUUGCUCUACGAAAGGCAGAACACACUUCCUUUCACUUCAACUAUUUCACUGUCAAUCUUCAGGAGGAGCUGGGUGGACUUUAUGGAGGUGUUUUGCAAGAACAAACUGAGUUUGUACAUGCAUGCAUUAAAAAGAUUCUUGGAUUCUACAAAUCGGCACGUUUCCCUCCAACAUCAGUCAUCCUAGUGGGCCACUCCAUGGGUGGAAUUAUAGCAAGGGCUUUGUUCAUUUUACCAGACUUUGAUCCACAUUUGGUGAACACAAUCAUCACACAAGCGACUCCACAUCAAGCACCAGCUGUUUCCAUAGAUAGUGACUUAGUACAUUUCUAUAAGAAUGUCAACAGUUUUUGGUAUCUCCAUGGCAACCAGUCACUAAGUCACGUAACGAUUGUGAGCACUGGUGGAGGCUACAGGGACGUGCUAGUUAGGAAUGGAUUAACUUCACUCCACAGAAUACUUCCAGAUGACAGAGUUGUUAGCACAUCUAGUACGGCAGUUCCACAUGCCUGGGUGUCUACCGAUCAUCUCUGUGCUGUGUGGUGCCGACAAAUGGUGUUGGCAACAAAACGGGCCAUGUUUGAUAUUAUAGAUCCUAAAUCUAAACAGGUGACAGAUGACAUAAGCAGAAGAAUGAGUGUUUUUAGACAUCACUUUCUCUCGCACACUGGAUCAAAAACAUUUAUAGAACAUUUUUCAAGGGAGAUUACUCUGGAUAGCAAGAUUCCUUGGGAGGAGCAGACCGGAACGAUUUUUACAUUUAAAACCAACACAAUGCCAAGAUCAAAGUAUUUUGCAAUUCCAAUUUUAAGUGAAGGUGUGGACUCUGUGAUGAUUCUUAGCAAUGUGACAAACGACAACUGGGUUUGUGUUUGCACCAAGAAGGAACAUGAAGACAGAUGCUCCACCUGUAUCAAUUUGUCACACAGAAGCCAAGUGCUACCACCUCAGUACUCCAGUAAAAAAGUCAUAAGGAUGUACCUAAAUGAGAUGGAAAAUGCAAGUCACAUUGUUAUCAUUGUGCCAGCAAGCAAACAAAUGGUGGAAAUAACUGUAGAACAAUACUCGAUGAUUACUCGUCAUCUGCUCUAUACUCUGCCAAACAUAGCUGACACAAUUGUGUCGUACCCGGUUUCCGUUUUCGACAUGGCCGCCAUGUUACGUAUUCAGAACAAUUCUGUGUACUACAGCCUUCACCUGGGAGGUUUGGUCGGACCAAUGCGGUCGUACAUAGCCGAACUUACGCCUCGCAAUUGUCGAAAAGUUCAUACAAAUGACUUUGAUGGCAAUAUCCUGACCUUGAAUGUUCCAUGGGCCAACGAGAGCACCUACAAGUUUGGCAAAUUUCGCGAGAAGAUAACUCUUUCGAUCAAGCUGCAGAGUGCGAAGCCGGCCGAAUACGACACUCACGCUGUUCACUUGGAGAUGUAUCUACAUCCAUCGUGUUACUACCAACUCAAACUGAAGGCAUCCAUGUCAGAAGUUAUGGGUCAGCUGGUUCGGUUCUAUGGAGUCUUGUUUCCUGUCUUCCUGGUUGGGGUCUUGUUUCUGGCACUGCAUGGAUGUUUCCUGGCUUUUGCGACAGGUAAGCCUGUAGACAGCCCAGCCCAAGUUAUUUGGCAGUAUGGAAGGCCAUAUUUCGUUCUACCUUUUGUGUUCAUUCUACGCUUCAUUCAAAGUUUCCCAUCAACCUCCAAUGUGCUAUCGAGUUUGCCACGAGAUGACAAGGAAUUUCUUGAAGAUCAAGAUCUGUGGUUUUCUGCCUUGCCCUUUAUACUGUUUGUUCUGGCAUUCUGUGUCACUUACUGCCACUGUUUACUGGUGGACUUCAAGACCUACAUAUUCAGCAGAGUUCUGGCUGCACUCUUUUCCUGGCUUCCAGAGUGGAUGAUUUCACCUGGAAAAUACCUCAUCAUAGCUUGCGGUCUUCUGGCUGUAACAUCGUCUUUAACUUUGUGUGGGGCCACUGGAAUACUCAUCUCAUUCGUCUUAAUUAUGAUAAAGUUAUUACGAUUGUAUCGAGUUUCUUCUGUGACACGGCUGAGAGAGGAUCGAGCAAAACUGGCGUACUUCUUCCUCAUACUCAUGCUGUGUAUGUGGUUGAUGGCGCUUAACAUUCCAUCCUUACUGAUGUGGGUAAAAUCUCUCAAAUACAAUCUCCGACUCUAUCCUGAUCCAAGUAGGACAGCUGGAGUUAUCCUCCCUAUCAUGACAAUCCUGAUUCUUGUAGAUGACAGUAUCUACAAUCUCAAUGAGAUCCUGUGUCAGGCCUCCGGCUGGUUGAUUCUCAUUGUCACGGUGAUAUCACAAAUCUACUCCAUGGUGUCUCUGUACAGACUUCCUUACAUGAUCAUUGCAGUCAUCUUCAUCACCAUCAUACCUAAAGCUUGGAAAAUAAUCACAGACCUGAUGAAUCCAGAAAAAAGAAAAGACGAGUAGUCAGUGAUCUGUCUUGUUUUCCUCCACAUUCCGAACAAAAAUAAGAAAAUAAUCACAGACCUGAUGAAUCCAGAAAAAAGAAAAGACGAGUAGUCAAUGAUCUGUCUUGUUUUCCUCCACAUUCCGAACAAAAACGAGAAACAUCAGCUUAUUUUUAUGUGUUUAAACAUGUUUUAAUUAAAAUGUACAACAUUUUUUAUAGGUGGUAAAAGGAUGUGUGCGCAUGACAAAUACUUUCAGAUGCAUUUUAAUUAAGUUUUAAAACAUUGUAUUGCUUAUAAAAAGAUAUAUGUGUGUAUGAUUACUUUGAGAUAGUUUGUUGAGUAUUUCUGUUGAUUCAAGUACAGUGUCAUGUGACAAUAUAUUCCCUUGAUCUAAUCUGCAAUUUAUUUUGUUUCAAAGACAGGAUUGCAUAGCAUUUAACCUACUAAAUGGGUCAAUAAAAUACUGCUGAACCAUUCUGUAUUGCAUAAUGAAAGUAUUGUCAGCUGCCAGCAGUGGCCCAAACUACAGUGUACAUAUAGAACAUAUGGCGAUUUCAUCUAUAGCCUACACAAAAAGUAUUGUGAUGUUAGCUGUUACUCAGACAGUAAAAACAAUCAACUCACUGCAACCUCUAUCACAUGGGCUGCAUUCAACCAGACUGAGCAGAAAAACGUCUGCUAGACUGGUUUAGGUGCCCAAUGUUAAACCAGAUGGCCACAUCGGGAAACAAUCUUUUUAAAUGUCAGUACCGAUGUAGAACAUAACCUCUAAACUGGGUAUCCUUUAAAACUGGACUUUGUCCAAUUUAGAAUGGUUUCACUGGAACUGAAUUAUGGCUUAAAUUUUAUCUAUUUAAAAUAUUUGCAAAACAUCUCGGCAUUAGCUGAAGAGGAAUAUAGAGACGGUGUAUGUUCCAAGUCGCAUAAUCUAAGCGAUUGCCUUUAGUAGAUCAACUGCUAUGUGACCAUGCCUUUAAGUAAGUGUUUCAUACAGUAUAUGAUUGUAUAUAUAUGCCUUCAACUUUUGUACAUCUUCACAUUUCAAGCCACAGUGCAUAUAUUAUAACAUUGAUGGUGCUUUAUAAUUUUGUUGUGUCAUUAACCAAGUUUAUUGUCACUUCUGACAUAAUAAUGGCUUGGCUGUGAUUGUUCAUGUUGUAUACAUACUAGACAGUGAAAAGAUAAAUAAAAUCUUUGUUGAAA